GGCCUUAGUGCUCUGUGUCUGGGAGGUUCUGGGGGGUGAAGAACAGUGGCAAAGCCCAUCCCCAUGCCAUCAAGGCACCUCUGUUUGUGGCUGAUGCCCACAUGUCCUGGCCCACCCCACUGCUAUCAUUUUAUGGAACUUCUUGGUAGAGUGCAAAAGAAAAAUUGCAGCAUGGACUCAAUACCAAGGGCCAAGAGGGGAAGAGGCCUGGGGAGGGCAGAGGAACCACCUUGGGCACAGCCAGCCCGUGAGCAGGGUGUAAUGGCACCUGGUGGGGGAAACACCCCAUGAGUAACGGGGCUCUUAGGUGCCACAGAGUCUUGGAGGGCUGUGGGGACCUUGACUCUGGGCUGUCCCUGCCCUUAUAUGGUGAGCAAAGGCUGGGACAUGAGAGAACAAAGGUCUCCUGGGUGCUGGCACCUGAGCACUCCGCCUAGGUACGCUCACCUGUGCACCCAGCUCUGCAGGGAAGGUCCCCUUGCCGUGGUGGUACCUGUCACCAUGGUGGAGCUCAGCGCCAAAGUCUCCAGGACACUGAACAAGACCACGCCGGGCAUCCAGAUAUGGCGAAUUGAGAACAUGGAGAUGGUGCCAGUGCCCACCAAAAACUACGGCAACUUCUACGAGGGGGAUUGCUACGUCCUGCUGUCGAUACGCAAGUCUGGGAGCAGCUUCAGCUAUGACAUCCACUACUGGCUGGGCAAGGAGUCAAGCCAGGAUGAGCAGGGGGCGGCUGCAAUCUACACCACCCAGAUGGAUGAUCACCUGGACUCAAAGGCCGUGCAGCACCGCGAGGUCCAGGGACACGAGAGUGAGACCUUCCGCAGCUACUUCAAGCAGGGAAUCAUCUACAAGAAGGGUGGGGUGGCCUCAGGCAUGAAGCAUGUGGAGACAAACACCUACAACAUCCAGCGACUGCUGCAUGUGAAGGGCAAGAAGAAUGUGGCUGCAGGAGAGGUGGAGAUGAGCUGGAAGAGCUUCAACAGAGGAGAUGUGUUCCUGCUGGACCUGGGUCAGCUCAUCAUCCAGUGGAAUGGCCCUGAGAGCAGCCGAAAAGAGAGGCUGGGGGCAAUGAACCUGGCCAAGGAUAUCCGGGACCGGGAACGUGGGGGCCGUGCCAAGGUGGGCGUAGUGGACGGUGAGGAUGAGGACGCCUCACCAGAACUCAUGAAAGUCCUUAAGCAUGUGCUGGGUGAGAAGAGGGACAUCCAGCCGGCCAUCCCUGAUGACAAAGUGGACCAGAUACUCAAGUCCUCCCUCAAGCUCUACCACGUCUCCAAUGCCAGUGGGAACCUGGUCAUACAGGAGGUGGCAGUUCGACCCCUAACUCAAGACAUGCUCCUGCACGAGGACUGCUACAUCCUUGAUCAAGGAGGUACCAGGAUUUUCGUCUGGAAGGGCAAGGAUGCCAACAAGGAGGAGAAGCAGCAGGCGAUGAGCAGGGCGCUGGGCUUCAUCAAAGCCAAGAACUAUCCAGAGAGCACCAGUGUGGAAACAGAGAAUGAUGGGUCCGAGUCAGCUGUCUUCAGGCAGCUCUUCCAAAAAUGGACUCUCCCCAACCAGAGCAGUGGGUUGGGCAAGACCCACACCGUGGGCAAAGUGGCCAAGGUGGAGCAGGUGAAGUUUGACGCUACCACACUGCAUGCCAAGCCCCAGAUGGCUGCCCAGCAGAAGAUGGUAGAUGAUGGAUCUGGAGAAGUGGAGGUCUGGCGUGUGGAGAACAAUGAGCUGGUGCCUGUGGAGAAGAAGUGGCUGGGCCAUUUCUAUGGUGGGGAUUGCUACUUGGUGCUCUACACCUAUUUUGUGGGGCCCAAGGUGAACCGCAUCAUCUACAUCUGGCAGGGUCGCCAAGCCAGCACAGAUGAGCUGGCCGCCUCUGCCUACCAUGCCGUCGCUCUGGACCAGAAGUACAACAACGAGCCUGUGCAGAUCCGUGUCACCAUGGGCAAGGAGCCGGCCCAUCUGAUGGCCAUCUUCAGGGGCAAGAUGGUGGUGUAUGCGGGUGGCACGUCUCGGACAGGCAGCACGGAGCCCACACCCUCCACACGCCUCUUCCAAGUGCAUGGCACCAACGAGUACAACACCAAGGCCUUCGAGGUGCCUGUCCGUGCCUCCUCCCUCAACUCCAAUGAUGUCUUUGUGCUCAAAACCCCCAGCUGCUGCUAUCUCUGGUAUGGGAAGGGCUGCAGCGGGGAUGAACGCGAGAUGGCCAAGACUGUGGCCGACAUAAUCUCCAAAAUGGAGAAGCCAGUGAUUGCAGAAGGACAGGAGCCCCCUGAGUUCUGGCUGGCCCUGGGGGGCAAGUCCCAAUAUGCCAGCAGCAAGAGGCUGCAGGAGGAGAACCCCUCUGUGUCCCCCCGACUCUUUGAGUGCUCCAACAAGACAGGCACCUUCUUGGCCACAGAGAUCUUAGACUUCACUCAGGAUGACCUGGAGGAGAGUGAUGUUUACCUACUAGACACCUGGGACCAGGUUUUCUUCUGGAUUGGGAAUGGCGCCAAUGAGUCAGAGAAGGAGGCGGCAGCAGUGAUGGCACAGGAGUACCUGCGGAGCCACCCCAGUGGGCGUGACCUUGACACCCCCAUCAUUGUGGUGAAGCAGGGUUAUGAGCCCCCCACCUUCACUGGCUGGUUCCUGGCCUGGGACCCUCUCAACUGGGACGACAAGAAAUCCUACGAGACACUGAGAGCUGAGCUGGGCGAUGACAGCAGUUUUGAGCAGCUCACCUCAGUGAUCACAUCCAGGCAAGAGGUCUUCACUGCCACCACCACCCUUGUCCCCACUAAACUGGAGACCUUUCCCUUGGAUGUGCUGGUGAACACCUCAGCCGAUGACCUGCCUCGGGGCGUGGAUCCCAGCAGGAAGGAGGAUCACCUCUCUGAUGAGGACUUCCAGGCUGUUUUUGGCAUGAAACGCUCUGCCUUUAGCAACCUGCCUUUGUGGAAACAACAGAAGCUCAAGAAGGACAAAGGACUCUUCUAGGACAGGAGCCUGGGCACAGGGAAAAUCCCAGCUCUUUAGUAAAUAAAACUGAGUUUGGAAAAUA
Messenger RNA from Parus major (Great Tit), 3046 nucleotides. It is a transcript of the gene VIL1, whose product is annotated as villin 1. The transcript is spliced from 20 exons. Gene Ontology annotation, molecular function: actin filament binding; phosphatidylinositol-4,5-bisphosphate binding. The record is from RefSeq and is a predicted model, not a curated record. Gene Ontology annotation, cellular component: lamellipodium; actin cytoskeleton; cytoplasm. NCBI's taxonomy places the organism in Eukaryota, Metazoa, Chordata, Aves, Passeriformes, Paridae. The coding region runs from base 367 to 2982 and encodes 871 amino acids. Gene Ontology annotation, biological process: barbed-end actin filament capping; actin filament severing; actin polymerization or depolymerization.